Molecule: messenger RNA, 3694 nt
Organism: Gavialis gangeticus (Gharial)
Lineage: Eukaryota; Metazoa; Chordata; Crocodylia; Gavialidae
Gene: TLK1
Product: tousled like kinase 1
Exons: 20
Coding region: 6-2159 (717 amino acids)
Biological process (GO): intracellular signal transduction; chromosome segregation; peptidyl-serine phosphorylation
Cellular component (GO): nucleus
Molecular function (GO): protein serine/threonine kinase activity; ATP binding
Source: RefSeq, a predicted model, not a curated record
GUGCAAUGGAUGAGCUUCAUAGCCUGGACCCAAGAAGACAAGAAUUGUUAGAGGCCAGAUUUACAGGAGUAGUGAGUGGCAGCACUGGUAGUACUGGAAGUUGCAGUGUUGGAGCUAAAGCCUCAACCAAUAAUGAAAGCUCUAAUCAUAGUUUUGGAAGUUUGGGAUCUCUAAGUGAUAAAGAAUCAGAGACUCCAGAGAAGAAACAGUCAGAACCUUCCAGAGGAAGAAAGAGGAAGGCAGAGAAUCAGAGUGAAAGCAGUCAAGGAAAAAAUAUUGGGGGACGUGGUCACAAAAUUAGUGACUAUUUUGAAUACCAAGGGGGGAAUGGCUCCAGUCCAGUAAGAGGCAUACCUCCUGCAAUCCGUUCUCCUCAGAAUUCACAUUCACAUUCCGCCCCCUCUUCUGUUCGGCAAAAUAGUCCUUCUCCUACUUCAUUAGCUUUUGGGGACCACCCUGUUAUGCAACCAAAGCAGUUAUCAUUUAAAGUUACUCAGACUGAUCUCACAAUGCUGAAAUUAGCUGCACUAGAAAGUAAUAAAAAUCAAGACUUGGAAAAGAAAGAAGGUCGUAUAGAUGACUUGCUCAGGGCUAACUGUGAUCUUAGAAGGCAAAUAGAUGAGCAACAAAAGUUACUUGAAAAAUACAAAGAAAGAUUAAACAAAUGCAUUUCAAUGAGCAAGAAACUUCUAAUUGAAAAGAGCACACAAGAAAAGCUGGCAAGCAGAGAGAAGAGCAUGCAAGACAGAUUACGCCUUGGGCAUUUUACAACAGUUCGUCAUGGUGCUUCAUUUACUGAACAGUGGACAGAUGGCUUUGCAUUUCAGAAUCUUGUGAAGCAGCAAGAGUGGGUGAAUCAACAAAGAGAAGAGAUUGAAAGGCAAAGAAAGCUCCUAGCAAAGCGAAAGCCUCCAUCUACAAAUAAUUCUCAGGCACCAUCUGCCAAUUCUGAACCAAAACAAAGGAAAAAUAAAGCUGUCAAUGGGGCAGAAAAUGAUCCCUUUGUUAGACCCAAUUUACCACAGCUAUUAACUCUAGCCGAAUAUCAUGAACAGGAGGAAAUUUUCAAGCUUAGAUUAGGACAUCUCAAAAAGGAAGAAGCUGAAAUACAAGCAGAACUUGAACGUCUGGAGAGAGUUAGAAAUCUUCACAUACGAGAACUAAAAAGAAUAAACAAUGAAGAUAAUUCACAGUUCAAAGAUCAUCCUACGCUAAAUGAACGGUAUUUGUUACUGCACUUACUUGGGCGAGGUGGCUUCAGUGAAGUAUACAAGGCUUUUGAUCUUUAUGAACAAAGAUAUGCUGCUGUGAAGAUUCACCAACUUAACAAAAGCUGGAGAGACGAGAAGAAAGAAAACUACCACAAGCAUGCCUGCCGAGAGUAUAGAAUACACAAAGAACUGGAUCAUCCCAGAAUAGUUAAACUAUAUGACUACUUCUCUUUGGAUACAGAUACGUUUUGUACAGUGUUAGAAUACUGUGAAGGCAAUGACUUGGAUUUCUAUCUCAAGCAACAUAAAUUAAUGUCAGAGAAGGAAGCUCGGUCCAUUGUAAUGCAAAUAGUAAAUGCACUACGGUAUCUCAAUGAGAUCAAGCCCCCUAUUAUACACUAUGAUCUUAAACCAGGUAAUAUUCUUCUGGUUGAUGGAACAGCAUGUGGAGAAAUAAAAAUCACUGAUUUUGGGCUGUCUAAAAUAAUGGAUGAUGAUAGUUAUGGUGUGGAUGGAAUGGACUUGACUUCACAAGGGGCAGGAACUUACUGGUAUUUGCCUCCAGAGUGUUUUGUAGUUGGCAAAGAGCCACCAAAGAUUUCUAAUAAGGUUGAUGUAUGGUCUGUUGGAGUCAUCUUUUUCCAGUGUCUUUAUGGCAGAAAGCCAUUUGGUCAUAAUCAAUCACAACAAGAUAUCCUACAGGAAAACACAAUAUUAAAAGCCACAGAAGUCCAGUUCCCAGUUAAACCUGUUGUAAGCAAUGAAGCCAAGGCCUUUAUCAGACGCUGUUUAGCAUACCGCAAAGAGGAUCGAUUUGAUGUCCACCAGCUGGCUAAUGACCCUUAUCUCCUCCCUCACAUGAGAAGAUCAAAUUCUUCAGGAAAUUUGCAUAUGACUGGGCUAGCUGCAUCCCCUACACCACCUACUUCAAGCAUUAUUUCAUACUGAAAUUUCUUCAAAUGAGGGCUGGCAUGGUAUCUCUGUGUAGUUUCCAGAUGCAGACUUUAGCUUGAAAGCAUUUGAGUGUUUUUACAUGGGGCAAGUUUGAUAACUGUGUUGUUAGACUGAGGUCCUUCAUAGUGUCAUUUAUAUGAUGAGAAUGGAUCAUGGACUGUGAAAAAAUGUACCCUUCAGAGUGUUACCUUUAAACAUUGAAGGAUGACACUGCCUGUUGCAUACAAACAGGUGUGUUGUGUUUAAGAGUGAAGAAAAGGUUUUUAGUUUUUUCUGGGGAACAUUGUAAAUAAUCUUUUUAAUACUUAAAGUACAUUUGGUUGAUACUGGAGAGUUCUAACAUGAAGGGUAGUUUUUCAUUAUUUAACUAAAGAAGAAGAGUAAUGGACAAAUUUAAACAUGCAGAUAAAGUUCAGUGCCUGGACAUAAAAACCCAAAACAACACCUGCUUUCUAAGGGGUUCAUCUUUUGAAACCAAAGUAAGAAGUGAGUUAGAUCUAUAUUGGGCUGUUCAAACAAAGGUAUAAUAUCGUGUUUGGCUAUGCAGGCUUGUACCUCAAGAAAAACAAAGGAAAACAUUGUUCUUGUUUUAAUGAAGGUAGAUUUGAAAGCUCAGAUAUGAUUCCUGAUGCUUGCAGCAUUGUCAAAACUUGUGACAAGUUUCCAGGCUUUGCAAUAAAAGCAAAUGACAGUAUGAAACCAAAUGCAGAUAGGUCAUGUAUAAUGUUCUAUGCAGGAUAAUGAUAAAUUCCCUUCUAGCUCUAUUGUAAAUUGUUGUACAGAUGUCAUAUUUUCAGUUAUUAAAUUUCAGCAACUUACUCCUGUACAAAUGUUUAAAGUAUGGCUUUUUCUAAUUGGAUAUUGUAUUUUUUUUAAGUCUCCUUGAAGGCGCUUUUAAUUGCUGCUAAAUGAUGUUGCUUUUACUUUUGCAAAAGAAUCAAAUGACCUCCUUAAGGUGCAAGUCAACUGUACGUAAGAGAGAUUAAAAGUAGAUAAUUCAUAAACAAUCAAGGCAUGUAAAACAGAUCUGUGUUGGACAUAUACAGUACAGUUCCUUAAGUCAGUUUCUUGUGCUCUCAACCUGUAGAGCACAUUGAUACUAGCUGUAGAAGUUGUUCAUGGUUAUUCUCUAUUUCUGGAAGUUCCUAUCAACAAGGGAAUGUUUCUUGUGGCUUGUACAGAUAUUUUAAAAUGUGAAACAUUUUCUUAACUGCCUUGUCUGGUAGAAAUUUAUUUUUCAGAAUGCUUUAUCUCUCUCUCCGCCCCCCCAUUCAUUAUUCUUUUUACUGUCACAUUCAUGUUGCUGAAUACCUAUCUGUAAUUUUGUCCAUGUUGCAGAAAAAGGAGGCUGUAUUACCACAGGUUUUCAUUUAAUAUUGUACAGUCAAACUGUGGCUCUUGUUCCUGAUGUUGCAAGCCAUUUUUGUUUUUCAUUGUACAUAAAGAUACAUUAACUGUCUCUCAGAUGCUGCUGAAAUUGUAGAGAAUGUAGCCAAAACAGUAAUAAACAAUGACAGUUGUAAUUUAAA